Molecule: messenger RNA, 2136 nt
Organism: Durusdinium trenchii
Lineage: Eukaryota; Dinophyceae; Suessiales; Symbiodiniaceae
Source: the annotation of a GenBank genome assembly
AUGAUCACGUACAACAAGGGUUGCUUCGGUUUUUGGCUUUUGCUUCGCAUCACGGGCACCACUUGGCCUGGGGCCUUGGCCCCAGGCUUCCUGGCCGCAGGAAUCAGCAUUUUUUUGGGCCUCUAUGAUGAGACGGAUGUGGUCAUGAGGAACCGCGACGGUUUCUUGGGACAUCCCUAUGCUUUCCAACUCUUCGCGGUCGUGGUGGGCUUGUUGGUGGCCUUCAAGACUCAAUCGGCCUACUCCAGAUAUUGGGAGGCGGCGGGUGCCUUGCAAAAUAUGGCCUCGAAAUGGUUGGACGGCGUUGGCAUGGCCAUUGCCUUCGAUGCCGCAGGAGAUGCCUCCUGUCCUUACUUGUACGGUGAGAGCUGGGAGAGGAGUGCAGAGGAGAUCCCAGGCAACAAGGGGGGUCCCGACCACCAGCGCUACGUGGCGCAGCUGGUGCACAUCGCGUCGCUUCUGCACGCCGUGGCGCUGCAAGACCUGCGUCGAGACCAUGACUUGGACAAUCUGGUGCCCGCGAAGGCCCGCCUCAGUCGGCCGCCCCCGCUACCCUCGACGUCCUGGUUUUCCGAGAGGUCGAUCUUCUCGGAAGAGCAUCUCUCGGCCUCCAACCGGAACGCCAAAAUUCCCGUGCUGGGCGGUUUGAAGGCGCAGGAGAGGCACGUGCUGUCCAAGGACACGACCGGUCAACCCUUGAGCACGGCCGCACGAGUGGCCAUGGUCGAAGGCUGGUUCAUGCGGCGCGUACUCGCACGGCAGAAGUUCGAGCAAGGCGAAACCUCCAAGACAGCACCUCCCAUCCUCAGCCGACUCUAUCAGGUUAGACGCUUGGGUGGCACACCCUCGAUGGACACCAGCAGCAGCCAUUCCACCCCCACGAGCUUCACCAUGGUCUCCCGUGUCUUCAUUCCCUACAACACGGCAGCAAAUUCAUUGGCUUUUGGCAUGGGUGCAGCCGAGCAGAUCGCCUAUGACCAUGUCCAGAAGUACGCCUACGCCAUCUCAGAGCAAGGUGUCCUGAACGUCAUUGAUUGGAAUGACCCAAGCAACCCUCAGGUCAAUUCUGCUUUGGCCUAUGACUUUCAAGGUGCCAAGCUGACGGAUAUUGAGAUUUGUGCCGAGAAAGGCCUGAUGUUUAUUGGCUCUGGCGCAUCGGACAAAACGCAGCCGGGCACGGUCCAUGUCUUGAGCACUGUGGACCGAAGCUCUCCCGCAGCGCCCAUGAGCCGUGGAAGCCUGACGGCGGGGCCUUUGCCAGACAUGAUCCUUCCAAACAGCGAUUGUACCAAGCUGGCCGUGGGCAAUGAGGGUGAGGGUGACUAUGACACAAGUCUGGUGGAUCCUGCUGGAAGUGUGAUGAUUUUCGAGAACUCCGACUGGACGGAUCUCACCAGCACCGUGAAGCACACGGUCACUCUGGACUCCUACACGGACGCAGAGCUCAUGGCCAACGGGGUGCAUUUGCCGCUGCCUUUGGAUGCCAUGGCGUAUUGGGAUGACCAGUCCAUCUUUGCUUCUAGUUUGGACUUCAGUGCUGCACGAGCCACUUACAGCUCAGCCAUGAACUUGGAACCUGAAUAUUUGGCUUGGUCAGCAGAUGACUCCACUCUCUUUGUGAACCUGCAGGAGAACAACGCCAUUGCCACCAUCACUGUGCCAACUUCUGGAGCUCCAUCCUUGGCGAGCAUCACUGGGCUGGGUUUGAAGGAUCACUCAUCGGUUCCUCUUGACAUUAAUAAGGGCGAUAAGACCUGCAACCUUGCCACGUACACUGGGCUCAAAUCUCUUCGCUUGCCGGACUCGAUCCAAGCCGUGCAAGUGGAUGGCAAGACAUACAUUUUGACGGCCAACGAGGGUGAUGACAAGGACUAUGGAGAUUGGGAGGAAAAGUUGAAGUUAAAGGAUUUGGUGGACUCUGAUGGCACCCCAGAUUCCGACAUGCUGGGGAUGACCAUUAGCGCGGAUGCUGCAAGCGCGGCCCUGGCAGUUCAUGCACCGACAACUUGCGGGUCACUGUCGGCUCCACUGCCGUCGACUACUCCAACACCUCAGCUCCGCAGAUUCAGCACAUUGUGGCCUUUGGCGGUCGUGGCAUCUCCAUCUACGAACACUCCGCCGGCGGUCUGUCCUUGA